ACCUGGGGACAAAGGUGCGAUGGGAAUCCCUGGGCGGCCGGGACUAAAGGGGCAAUCUGGAGAGAAGGGUGCUCCAGGAGAAGCUGGUAUGUCCAUCAUCGGGCCCCGUGGUCCACCCGGACAGCCGGGAACAAGAGGUUUUCCUGGAUUCCCGGGCCCUAUUGGUUUGGACGGCAAACCGGGGCAUCCUGGACAGAAGGGAGAGAUGGGUGCUGCAGGUCCCAGGGGACAACCUGGACCCCCAGGACAAAAAGGAGAGAAGGGUCAGUGUGCAGAGUACCCGCACAGGCUGCUGCCUCUCCUCAAUUCAGUGCGGCUGGCUCCACCUCCGGUCAUAAAGAGACGCACUUUCCAGGGUGAACAAGGACAGGCAGGGAUCCAAGGUCCCCCGGGGCCCCCGGGUCCGCCAGGGCCCCCUGGACCAGCUGGACCCGAAGGAAUCCCAGGACGUCCUGGGCCAGUUGGACCCCCUGGCAGAGCAGGAGAAUCUGGAAAGCCUGGCAGAGAUGGAAAGGGCUUACCUGGGCCUCCUGGACCAAAGGGGGACACUGGAAUUCAGGGAUACCCUGGCAGGAAGGGGGAGAGAGGCAUGCCAGGGCUGCCAGGAAGACAUGGCUCUAAGGGCGCUCCCGGGGUGGCGGCCGCAGGGAUGAAGGGCGAGCCUGGGACUCCAGGAGAAAAGGGAGAUUCUGGAGAGCCAGGGAGGAUGGGCCCCCCAGGUUUGCCAGGGAAGAGGGGGCAGCGGGGUGAGAAGGGACGAGCUGGUGACCCUGGAAUUCCUGGACUUCCUGGCCCAAAGGGAGAGAAGGGAAUUGCUGAGAAUGCCUUGGUGGGAGCUAAAGGAGAACCUGGCCCUCCAGGUCUGCCUGGACCCCCUGGACCAAAGGGAGAAGCAGGUGACAUUGGUCAGCCUGGUGCUGCAGGAUCACAGGGAGAAAAGGGGGAACGUGGUUCACCAGGAGACCAGGGACCCAUGGGCCCAAGGGGCCCCAAAGGAGAGCCUGGGAAGGAUGAAAUGAUGGACUAUGAUGGGAACAUCAGUGAAGCUCUCCAGGAAAUACGAACUUUGGCCUUGAUGGGACCCCCGGGACGUCCAGGUGUGGCUGGACCUCCAGGGCCACCAGGACAGAAGGGUGAAAUUGGCUUGCCAGGUCCUCCAGGCCACGACGGAGAAAAGGGACCACGUGGCAAGCCUGGAGAAAUGGGCCCUCCUGGGCCUCAGGGCCUGCCAGGGAAGGAUGGACCUGCUGGGAUGAAGGGAGAGCCAGGCCAUGCUGGGGGCAGAGGAGAGAAGGGUGAGAAGGGAGAUCCAGGACAAGCAGGCUCCCCGGGACUAGAUGGCCCCACUGGAGAGAAGGGUGAACAAGGUGACCAAGGGAUACCAGGACCAUCAGGAUUGCCAGGGCCCAUUGGACUUCCAGGACUGACAGUAUCUGGGCCCCCUGGACCCCAGGGCCCUCCAGGACCUCCAGGUCUUCAGGGUGUCCCAGGACCCAAGGGGGAAGCAGGGAUUGAUGGAGUGAAAGGAGAGAAGGGUGCCCAGGGUGAAAAAGGAGACAGAGGGCCACUGGGAUUACCCGGUGCUUCAGGUUUAGACGGCAGGCCUGGACCAGCGGGUAUUCCAGGACCAAUUGGGGCUUCGGGACCAGCAGGACCAAAAGGAGAGAGGGGCAGUAAAGGAGAUCCUGGAGUUGCAGGACCAAUGGGGCCAGCAGGGCUUCCUGGUUUACAAGGUCUACCUGGUGACAAGGGAGUCCGGGGGGAGAGGGGCAAGAAAGGCUCUAGAGGGUCUAAAGGGGAUAAGGGAGACCAAGGAGCACCUGGAUUAGAUGCACCCUGUCCGUUGGGAGAAGAUGGCCUUCCAGUUCAAGGCUGCUGGAAUAAGUGAUGGUUCUAACCCUGGACUGACCUGUGUGUGUUACUGUACAUAGAAUAUUUAUUUUUAUACGGUGUUCUUCUCUGAAAUGCCAAAAGUUAUGCAUUUUUACAAAUUAUCAAAAAGUGGCAUAUUUUUUUGUACAGAAAAUACUAGAUCUCCCUUUUUUCCCAUUUGUCAGUUCUCUGUAUGGUUCUAUGUCUGCAUUAUGCUUGUGUUGUCAUGCAGUACAGCUGUAAUAUUUACAUGAUACUUGUGCACACAUGAUGAAUAUAGGAACUUAAUAAAUUAUUGCAUUUAAAGUGCCCAAAGGAACUGCCCUGUAUAGAUUUAAAGGUCAUUUUCAUUUUUCAAGCUGGAUCAUCCAAGAAUAUUUCAGAAUAUUAUGUAUUUUUUAUUAAAAUGAAAUAUUAACACUUCUGUUGUGAUGAAUUAAAGUGUUGCUGAAAAACCUCCUAGUGGUCCCUGUGCACUGGGAAUGCAGAGACACCAUGAUUUACAAUUAUCCUCCCAUGACCUGGAAUAACCCUCAUGACAAGGAGCCCUAGUUGGCAAGAGAUUCUCGUCCCUUUCUAAAUUGCAGGAUUUCAAGCAGCUUAAUUAAAGCCUUAUUUAAAAUUAAGCAUGAUACAGCAUACCUUGAUAUCCUAACAAAUGUUUGUAAAAUCAAUCCACGUGGCUUUUUAAAAUGUUAACCAAAGGUCGCAUGCAAAUUUGGAAGUGUGUCAUUUUCAUUUGCAUAUGCACAUCUUAGUUAUCCUUCCUGACCUACCUUUGUUGAUGUCUCAAGUCUAAACUACCCAGAGAGGAAAGCACCACCAGACUGAAGUGAGCAUAAAUGUGCUUUCCUAAGGAUGUGGGGGAAAAGUGGGAGCCUAAAUCUGUUCCCUUAAACACAUCCACUUGCCUUGGCCCUUCACACAGGGGGCAAAGGCAGUGCAGGAGUCUCAGGGGAAGCUGCCAGUGUUUAAUGAUCCCAAAGGAAAAGCACAAGUGGUGAUUUAUUAGUGAGACUGAUCCACUCAAGUCCUGCUCUUUGCAUGAUGCUGCCACUCCAGCAGGAAUUCGGCUCCUCCUGGCUACAGCUGUGCCAGUGGAAGGGGUCACCACCAUGAUGCUCCCUAUACUCACCUGUUCAUCUGUUCACAAACUAUUAUCAGGUAAUUUUCCAGAUGAUUCCAAGCAGCCUUUUAGCACUGUCAUAAUAAAGAGACAGAGUAAGGGAUGUAGUUCCCUUGUACACAGGGAAAGGCCUGCUGGGGACUGCCCAAGGAUCCAGGCCAGCCUCUGACUGCUGCAAUCCAUGUGUCACUCGCCCUCUCAGAAAUGGAUUGAAUUUCAUCUGAAAACCAGGGAGUUUUCCACUGCCCUGUGUCCUUUCCCUCCCUGCCCUGCGGGCUGUUCUGACUCCAGUGCCCUCACAGUUAGGAAACUCCUUGCAACUUUCGACCUAAACUAAUUCAUGGUAUUUACAACCAUUUGUUCUCAUGCCAACAUUGUCCUUGGGAUGAAACGUUUCCAUGCAUGAUGUUUUCAUGAGAUGCUGGGUGUGCUGGAGCUGAAACGGCACAGACAGAAAAUGAACCACCGAGCACUGAGGAAUUCUCCCUGGUUUUCUCAGUAAUACAUGUCGUUAAUAUAAGUCCCAGCUCCCUGUUAAAAGGCUUUGCAGCUGUGAAGGUGAGCUAAUUGGAACAGCUAAUGGUCCAAUUGUGUUUUAAUUGCACACCUGUCAAAGCAGUUUCCAAAGUCCCAGCCGGGUGUAUUCCUCCUGCUUUGGGUUUGGAAGGUUGUAGCAGCAGCAGUGAGUUCCUGCUCUGAUCUUGAAGGCAGGGUGUCUGAAUGCUUCAGUCCCUUCUACAAAUCCUGGCUCUUCUUAAUCCUUAAGAAUACAGAGAUCCCUAGGAGAAGCUGCCAAUGCUUCCUGUUCCCUUUGGUCUGUGUAGCAUGGUUUUGAUGUAGCUGCUUUUUGUGAUUGCACUGCAUGGGAUUGUUGUUGGUUGUUUUUAGCUGAUCCAAGAGCAGAGCAAGUGCACAUCUACCACCCUGUCCUGACACAGUUCCUGAAAGGUUAAGGACUCUCAAGGUGAUGCUGUACCUGUUUUAUUUCUUGGGCUCUUUUUUCACUGCUCUAUUUGUGAGAAAGCUCUUGCUUGAGGUGUAAGGGAGCUUGAAGUGAAAUUGCCAGAACUCUUGAUAGUACCUGACUUGGGUCAGCAAAGACUUUCCUACUACAGGAAAAUGUGCAGGGUACCCACUCGUUUAAGGGUUGGAAAAAUGGUGAUAAGUGUUCCCUGUGGCUGUGGUGGAUUAUAGCCUGGGAUUUUAAUUGAAGUACCAGAUAACCAAUUUGGAUUGCUGCUCCACAGCCCCAAUACAGAUACAAUCUCAUCAGCCCCUGGGGAUAGACAAGAGAGCUCAAAUCAGUGAUGCUGCACUGACCUGCAGCUCUUCCCAAACCUAAGCUCCUUACAUGUCAAAAGAAACCCAAGCAGGGCAGCUGGGCUUGUACCUGAGUGUGGCAAUUUGUUUCAGGCUCUGUCCCUACUAAAACCUGUAACCAGGCUGCUGUUGCUGUGGGUUCCUGUCAAUUCUGCCUGUCUGUUUUCACAUGAAACCUUUUAUCUGCCACUUCAAGGGCCAAACUCCUUGGCUGAUAGCCAGAAAGUGAGUCUGAGGGUGGAGAAGCUUGGGAAAUGGCAGCAGAGGGAAAGGAGGAGGACCUUCCUGAAGAUUUGCUGGAGAUGUUUUGCAAGUUCCCUCCCUGGAGCUUGGGAAGAGUUCCUCAGCAGUGCACCAGGAAUGUGUGCCCAGAUGCUGGGCCUGCAGGAGCUCGGCGUGCCAGCACUUUCUGCUUUGCUUUCUGUUUUCUCCCAGAGGCCAGUGGCAGGGGUUGAGAAUGGCACCAUUUAUAUUCUUUUUCUUUGGUCAUUUUCACUUCACUCUACUAUUGUGGUCAGACUCUUCAGAUGAAGAAUUAGGCUCGUUUUCCAGCAGCAGCUACAUAAAUGAGUGCAAGACAUAGACAAUAUUUCUGGGAGGGGAUCCUUUGAUCCAAGGAAGAAACCCUUCUUGAAGAUUUCUCUUUAGAAAAGCAGAGAAACCCCAGGACUGUGUUCAGUUCAGAGUGCUGCUCAGAGAGGAUGUGAUAACACUUUUUGCUACCAUUUCUGGUUACCAGGUGACAGACUUCCACCUGUAUCAUUGAGGAUUCCAUCUUUAACCUUUUCAUCACAAACUUUCUUCUCCCGUUUAAUUUUAAGGAAAUGUCAUUGGUUUGUUUGGGUUUUUUUUAAACCAUACUGGAUUCUGAAGGCAUGAAAUAUGUUUUCAGAAGAGAAAAAUGUGGAGUGUGGAAAAAGGCUGGUUUCACUAAUUCCUUUGCUUCCUGUACUUGUGCUUUGGUCUGCACUGCACCCUCUGGAUAUACUUUGUCUGGAGCCCUCCAGAAAUGUUUUCUGCUGGCCCAUUAAGGCCCUUUUGUGGGUACAUCUCCACAGAUGUACAUCCAGAUGGAAAAGAAGGAUCACAAAGGUUCAAUUCCACUGUUACAUGUUUUAAUGUGUUCACUAAAGGGAAAUAAAGAUUUGGCAAAGUGCUGAGGUUCAGAGGACAUUUCCCAGCCUGAAGGACAGAAUAUACAAUCCUGGAUACUUUCUGCCAGCUGCCAUGCAAACCUGGCAUCCUUUACUCAGCCCCCACUGCUGAAGGUUAGCAUGUAAGCUCAAGUGUCUUUCCACCACAGCUCUUGCAAUUUAUUUUUAAAAACCCCAAAUUUAGAAUAAGUACCUAUCUUUUGAACAUGAAAAACCAUUUCUACUUUCCUGAGUGCACUGGGAACCCGUUUGCCCAAGAACUAAACCACAUAUUUAACUUUGAGGGAGCGAUUCCCUGCUGGCCUAAAGGAUCCAUUUGCAUAUUGAAAUACUUGGGUGAGCCAGGGCCAUUGUUAUUAGAGCUAAUGAAUGAUAUUAUCUCGGUCAUUAGACAUAUCCAAGUGCGAAGUAAUUCACAUUACAGCUGGGGAGAAAGUGCUGAUUUCAAGCUCAAAGGGAUCCCAUUAACCCGGAGCAAUCCCAGAUUCAAACACUCUUUGUCAGCACAAGUAGAAUCAUUCUGAUCUUUCGAUAAGGACUCGUGUACCUGACACCCAUCUCCUCUCUCCAACGCACAGAAAGUCUACGGUUAAAAAAAGUCCAGGUUUGCAAAGACUGGGGGAAAAGUUCUACUUUCAGGUUCAUCUGAAGAAUUGCAAUUUUUUUUAUUGAGGUUUCUAACAGAGGUGUUCAGGAAAUAGAGUAGUGGGGGAAGAAAUUGUUUCACUUGGAACCAGGCUGGUGGAAUCAUUAAUUUAUUUUAUUUGUAUUUUUUUUUUUAAUUUUUACUUUUUUGGGGUGGGUAGAGGGAGAACCUGACCAGAACUGCAGGCGGUAGGGUGUGCAUUUUUCCUUCUUUUUUAAUGAAAACCAUUAUAUAUAUAGUUUGAUAAUGUUGCUUUUACUUUUUGUUGAUGAUUUUUGGGGCAACUUGUUUGCUCUAUUCUGUUUUCUUGUGUUUUCUUUUAGUAUAUUUUUAAUGGGCUUUUGGAAUAAGUGCGUAGAAGUUCCUCACCCAAAAUGUCCUAAGGACAUUCCUGUUGUUUUUUUUUUUCUCCCCAAGUUCGGUGGUGAAAAGGUGCUUUCUAUCGGCAAAGGCGUUUUUAGUGGGGAUAAACACAUCCCCAAAGGCCACACCUAGGGACCAGGUGCCAGUGACCUCUCCCAGACAAAAAGCUCCCUCCACAAUGCUUCAUUUACAUUUACAAAGAUCCAAAGGGCUAUGCUAGGGACCAGCCGCUUGGAAAUGGUCUCUUCCCACCUUCGGUGGUCUGUCUGAAAGCAGUGAAGUCUGGCAAGAGUCACUGUGUCCUCUUCAGCAAAAUCUUCUGCAGCCUGGAAUAGCAGGCAUGGCUAGAGAGAGCUGAAGAAAUAAAUUAGGAAGACGUUUAUUUGAAGAUGGCAAGUUCUUGGAGGGUACCUGCUCAAGUAUUACUGUCUGUUGCUGUUGUUUUCCCUCCUCUGAAUCCAGCAGCACAUGCAGGCUCAAGCUUAGCUUUAGGCUGGGCUUCACCCUGAGCCUAUGUGCAAAUGCUUUGCUGGAUGAAGGUCUCCCCUUUUACACUUUGGGGUUUUUUUCUUCCCUUCCCCUCCUUUUGUCCCUAUAUCUUCCAGAUGUUUUUGAUCCAGACAAAAUAACUGCUUUUUCUGCGUUUUCAGAAAAUCUCUGUUGGUCACGUUUGGAUCAUUUUCCACUCCCUGUUGUUAUCUGCCCUUCCUGCUGUCCUCCCUCCCUCCUUGUAGGGCUGCUUUGGUAAACAUUUUGGUCUGAUGAGAACAUGGUGACAAAACAUGAAUUAAGGUUGUAGAUGUUUGUGAUUUAUUUUAGAGUUGACUGUAAACCUUUUACUGUUUAAAAGGCAGCAAGGGCAGUGUAGUUUUGUAGCUUUCUUACGAUUUUGUUUGUUCUUUUUUUAAAUGGAGUUAGAAUAUUGCAGGUUGGUUUUUUUUUUUUUUUCAAGAAAAAAACGUGCUAAACUUUUGUUUUUCCUGCAAAACAGGAGUUUGUUGAGCUGCUGUUUAAAAGCUUAGUAAGUUAGAUACUAAUGGCAGGUACGAGAGGACUGAUUGUAGAGCUUGUGGAGUGCAACUUAGACUAUUGCUUUCCAUGGUAUGCUGUUUGUCAGUCUCUUGUCACCAGUGGGGGUUUGCUGGGAGUGUGAAAUUCCAUUUUGUGAUAAUUCCAUUGUUUUUUCACAGUAAUGUUUCAACAUGUUGCUUCAGUAAAUCGUCCCUUUUGCUCUCCUGCAAAGAUUUGCUUUUACCCUGAUGUUGCACCCCACCAGCAGUGCCACAGACCGAGCAGCUUCACCCUUUCUUUGAGCCUUCCAAAGGGAGAGCGUUAGCUCCAUGAAUUCCACAGCCUUUUCUGGGUGAUGUCAGUGAAAAAGAGAGGGAGACACUUAGCAGCAAGACUGUGCAGGCCACUAUGAGCAGACUCCUUCUCCGAGCCUGGUCCUUCAGCAUUCAUUGAUGACCUGUGCCAUUCCCACUCCCUUGGCUCUGCUAUUCCUUGUUCUCACUCACCAUUGUGUUCAAAGGUGGGCAGAGUGAGGCAGAGCAUUCAUUGUUGUGUUCACCUCCACCCCAAAAGGGCUGAGAUUAUCCCCUGGUGCAGGGAAGGAUGGCCUGAUCCCACCCCAUUCUCAUGGCUGCAGUGAUGCAGAAUGAGCUCCAGAGGCUGAGCAGGGCAGCUCCUGAUUUAUGGGGACAGCCUGUGCCUGUCACAGGCUCUCCACACUUGCAUCACCAGUGGCUGCAGUGAGUGGCUGUGGGGUUUCUCUCGAUGCUCUGCCAUCCCUCAUCCAGGCAACUCCUCCAGAAAGUCACAUUGAUUUCCUCUUGGCAUUCAGAGUCCUCAGAGCUACAGGAAACAGGGCCCUGCUGGCCUGUCCCACACCUGGAAUGCUUGUGUCAUUGGCACUGCUCCCGUUUCUCAUCUUUGUGGCACUGGGGCACCAAAUUCUUUGGUACUGAGACACUUUGUGUCCAAGAUCUGCUCAUCAGCCAACACCAGACAAACAGAAGGACCUGCAGGAGAAGGAUUUCUGAAGCAACUCUGUAUCUGGUUUCCUUGUGUUUUACAAGAGAGAUUUUUUCACCCUUUGAUGGCAUAGGAUGUAGAAUAUUUAUUGUAGCUGUAGCAAAGUGAUGAAUUGUGAGUAGACUUGACAGGGCAUUGUUUCUAUGUUUCUCUUACAGACACUGAUUGAUUGAGAUGUUUAAAUCUGAAUACAUUUUGUACACUUUUUUUUUUCACACUGAGAUUUUCAGCCUGUAUAUUGAAUAUCUAAUGUUAUUUGACAUUGAUUCAUGUAUGUGCUGUGUAUACUUUUGUGUUACCAGUAAUUUUUACUGUCAUUGUGCUGUUUCUAAGACAUUAUUUCAACUCCUUUGGACAUAGUUUAGCUACUUGGAAUUUUUUGGACUUCCACAAAAUUCCAUGCCUAGUAAUUGCUAGAAUGAAGAGAACAAAGGGAUGUUCUUUCCCACAAGCUUUUCAAUCUCAGUAGGAGCUUCUUCAGCCAAAAUGAGCAUUUGACUUUUCUUUUUCACUUUUUUCUUGUUAAUACAAUAGUGCUGAUUUGUUUGGUUUUUAAUCCUGGGAAUUCUGAAUUCCAUGUUGACCAUUCCUAGCAAUAUUUUACAAAAGCAGAGACAGCUGUGCCAUAAGGAGUUCUACUGAUCAUAACAGAAUUGAGAUAUUGUAAUUAUUUGGUGUUUAUUUAUAAAUAUUUUUUCCACUAUUAGGUUUUUAAGCAAAUCUUUUCUCAGUGUGAUAUAAGAUUAAAAAGACACUAAAGGACUAAGCACUCAACAUGUACAAGGAAAGGGAUUCAGGUAAAUUAUUUCCAUCUAUAUGAGUGAAAAAUAGCUUAGGAAUUUUUGUCAGAACAAAAGCUGAGUUUGUUACACAUUUCCUGAGUCCAUUAAUUAAUCCAGUGAUUUCAAUGAAACCAUCCCUGUCCUGGAAACCAGAGAUACACUUAAAGAACCCCCUGAAUCCACUCCUCAGUAGGAAAUAAAGCUGAGUUUUGUAAAAGUAAAGUGUUGCUUAAAUAUAGCACCUUCAAAGCAUUUCUGUCUUCUGGUAGAAAAUGAGAAUGUUAUCUUUAAUCACUGAGUACCCACUCAUCAGAUAAAGAAGCCAGUGCUGAUUUUAUCAGAGGUGCUGGUUUAUAUUGUGAUAAAAACUGCUAUGCAGAGCUGUGUAUUACUGUUUUAAAUACCUUACCUUAGGACAGUAUUUACAUUAAUUAUCUACAUUAGGAGAACAAAUAUGUGAGAUUUUAGGAGGAAGUUUGUUUGGAGAAUGGGUUUUUUGAUAACUAAAAGUGGGCUAAAAAAACAGGCAGGUUAUGAAAAAUAUCUCUGGCUGGGGGGUGGUUGUAGUGUUAAACAUGACAUGGUACCUAAAGUGUCAUCCCAUUGUUUUCCAAGAGGAAUCUGAUGAAUUCCCUGUGCCUUGUGUUGAAGCUUUACUCCUUUGUGUCAAUGUUUUAGUGAGGUUUCUGUUUUAAUUUAUAAAUGAAAUACAUACAUAGAUAGCUAUUCCAGUACAGUCUGCAUUUGUUCCCUACGAUGUACAUACUUUUUUUCCUUUUAUAAAAAUGCCUGUUUACCUGCA
Haemorhous mexicanus (house finch) is the source of this 10099-nucleotide messenger RNA. Its product is annotated as collagen alpha-1(XIII) chain-like. The coding region runs from base 20 to 1888 and encodes 622 amino acids. The record is from RefSeq and is a predicted model, not a curated record. The transcript is spliced from 39 exons. NCBI's taxonomy places the organism in Eukaryota, Metazoa, Chordata, Aves, Passeriformes, Fringillidae.